AUGGCAGCUUUUGGCAUUAAGAAGUGUGAAAAUGUCCUGGUAGCUGCAAUCUCUCCAAUCCUGUUCCCUCUUCCUGAAACACUCACCCCUCCUCUUUCCAGACCUAACUCAGGCUCCUUCUUUGGGUUCAGCAUAGUCGUAGCUUCCUCUGGAAGGAUCCCUCGGCCACAAGCUGGGUCGGGCACCUGCUCUGGCGCACAGUGCUGGGUCUGCCCCUCUGCGUUGAGACUGUUUCUCCCUCUCCUCCACCAGGGGGAAUCCCAUGAUGCAGGGACCUUAUCACGCUCAUGACUGUAUCCCCAGAGCCUAGAACUGUGCUUGGCAUACAGCAGGUGCUCAAUAAAUAUUUGCCGAAUGACUAAAGGCAUCGUGCCAGCAUCGGGAUGCCAGCAGGCCCCGAGGGAGCAGGGAAGAUGGAAGGAAAACUCCUGGACUCCUGCCACGCCUUACAUUAGCCGCAUCUUCUCUGAGUCCGACAGCCAGCCCCCUGGGACGCCAUUUGAGCCAGCUGAAUUCCAGGCACUGCUUCACUUUGGAAAGGCAGCCACAGCCCUCAUCAAGCAGGCCGGUAAUUGACGUCACAGCGGUGCCAGGAGCUGCCCUGUUAAUAUUUAAUGCAGACUCCACUGCGGCAGAGCGGCAGGCUAGAAGGGCUGAGGGGCCUGCAGAGUCCCCAAAGGGUCGUGAGGAGGGCACAGAGGGGAAAGGGCUUCCUAAACCGGAAAGCCCCCAGCAGAUGAGCAUUACGCCAAUGCGUUUCAGCCCCUGGCUUAACUCAGAAAGAGCCAGGGCAGCACGUGCCUGCCAUGGAACAAGGAGACUGCUGACUGAGCCCUGGUGAUAACUAUGUGGGGGAUUAGGGACUCCCGGGGACGUUUCCUGGAGACAGUGGAGGACAGAGCCCUGGCGCCAGCCAGACCUGGACUCCACCCCAGGUUUGCACUACGCAGCUCUGUGACCUGGGCAGCAGCUGCACCACUGAGCUCUCAGUUCUCUGAUCUGUACAAUGGGCAUAAUGAUACCCUCCCUGAGACGCUUUUGUGAGAAUUAACAUGAAUGAAUGAUGUAAAGGACCCAGCUCAUCACACAGUGGGACCUCAGCAGAUUCUGGAGUGCCUUCUCCCAAACCAGGUGUGUGGGUGUUUCUUGCAUUCAUCGGCUGAAGUGAUGUUGGAAGGGAAGAAGGAGCAAGGUUUGGACUUGUCACCAUGGUGGGGCACCACCCCAGAGAGGCAUCAGACAGAGGAUGGACAGAGAGCCCAAGAUGGCAGGAACAGAAGGGCCCUUUUGGACCAUCUCUUCUGAUUGAACCCCUCAUUUGACAGAGGAGGAUGCUGAGGGCCCCAGAGGGAGCAGACCAGCCCAGAGGCUCAUGCUGCAGAGCCGGGAUCUGACCUGGUCUGCAGUCACCGGCCUGAGACUGCAUCCACUGAGGGAUUUACCCAAGGCCACCCUCUCAGUGGAGGAGGCAGGUGACAUGAUGAGAUGCUCUGUUCCCUGGCCUCUGCUUCUUUGGCCUGGACAAGGCAGGAGCCUCAUCCUCCCCACCUGCGUCCUGGUCUCCCUCCAGCGUGUUUCCCCACAAAUCCCGGGAGCUUCACAAAAUGUAAAUCCGACCACGUCAUUCCCUGCUUAAAACGCUUCUGUGGGCCCAAACUCAGGGUUGCCAGGGAAAAUACAGGAGGCCCCAUUAAAACUGAAUUUCAGAUAAACAAUGGUUUUUUAGUAUAAGAAUGUUCCAAAUACUGCAUGCACAUAAUUAUACUUAAAAAUUAUUUGU
This is a messenger RNA of Delphinapterus leucas (beluga whale), 1780 nucleotides long. NCBI's taxonomy places the organism in Eukaryota, Metazoa, Chordata, Mammalia, Artiodactyla, Monodontidae. The record is from RefSeq and is a predicted model, not a curated record.